AUGUACUUCCCCAUGCUCUCCGUUUUCGCAGCUGCGGCCACGGCCAUCGACAUCGGCCUGUACAACAACGACAUAUGCAACCCCCGGUCCACCGUGCACGUCAUGUGCACCAACGCGGACCCCGGCGAGUGCUGCUCGGCUUCCACGGACCGCUGGAGCUCCGACAAGGUCUGGGCAGCCACGAGCUUCCAUCAGAUCCCGACCGAGUGGAACAUUGAGGGCAGGACAUACCACGAACGCGACUGCCAGGGCGGCUUCAAGACGGCGCGCUCUGAGGGCAAGACGGAGAUCUGCAAGGCCUGGGCGCAGGUCCAGGGGCCCAUCAUCAGCGGCAGCUACCACUUUGUCGGCGCCAAUGGCAGAGAGCGGCGUCGCGGCGACAGUCGGCCAUGCAGACGGGCCGAUACUCUGGUGUUGGCUGAUGGCGCCGAGUAUGAUUUGAGAAGCCUCGAUGAAGCUCAUUUCAGUACACUUUUUGAGCUUGCGGCCAACGCGGAGAACCUGACGACGGCCGACAUUCCCGCGGGGUUAGCUGCUUUUAGAAAAUAA
Microdochium trichocladiopsis is the source of this 549-nucleotide messenger RNA. RefSeq lists its product as uncharacterized. Bases 1 to 549 code for a protein of 182 amino acids. The record is from RefSeq and is a predicted model, not a curated record. NCBI's taxonomy places the organism in Eukaryota, Fungi, Ascomycota, Sordariomycetes, Xylariales, Microdochiaceae. The transcript has 2 exons.